AAGCCCUUCUGACGCUGUUACUACUAUCAGGGCUCGCAUAUCUCUUAUAUCGCAAAUGCCUAAAGACUCGGUCUUUGAGACUUUGAGAGAGACUCUCGCUCAUUAACACAAACAGGUUAGCUUAGCCAAAGGAGAGAGAAGAAAGAGACACUGUGACGGAGCACUAGCAGCAUCCUGGCAGUUCCCUUGGCGCUCAUGAGCUCAUGAAACUGGUCCAUGCAGCUAAUAUGCAUCGCCUGGGGGUUUGCCGCGGAUGUCCCAGCAGAGUUGCAUUCUGUGUCCUCGUAUGCUGGGGAUGCUACAGUACUCAUCACUUGCUGCGUUCGUUCCGAGUCUCAAUUUACGAGAACAGUACCAUGGCAGUGGGAUGGCUAGGGUUGGGCAAAAACCCGGUAUGGCUCGUCUUGACUCCUCCUCCACACUCAGCUCCAAAGAAUCGACCCGGCUGACUUGGCGGGCUGCACGAAGAAACCAGAAGAGAAUGGACAAUCUGCGGACCAAGAUUCUUACUAGCACUACCCAUUCCAUAUGCCUGGACCCGCUGGGGUCUCCAAUUCCACAUGUCCCAAAUGAAACAAACGUGGUGUGCGGCGCCGCUGGUCAUUUUUUUCUUACUUCAUCCUGGACAAAGGCUGCAGUAGUGCUGCACUUGCGCAUACACAUGCAGUCGUCACAAAAGAAACUAAGAAUCAAAAAGAAUCUGGAAUGCAGCUUAAUGUGGCAUAGCAUCUACGCCUGGCUAUGUGGCGUCCCUAGAGCUCGCUGAGCUACACCAUUUCGAUAUAUCUCCGCCGUCUUAGCUGCAUGCAUCAUCUCGGCCUUGGGGGCUACGGUGACCAUUUACAAGACGCAGCUCUGCUAUUGCUAUUCCUGGCAGCAGCGUCGCAGGCGGAAGCCGGCUCGGUUCUCCUACAUAGCGUGAAGCGCUUGGGGGCAAUUCCGCGACGUAUCAGUUGCCAGAGAACGUCUUUACCACCCUUC
Molecule: messenger RNA, 981 nt
Organism: Trichoderma asperellum CBS 433.97
Lineage: Eukaryota; Fungi; Ascomycota; Sordariomycetes; Hypocreales; Hypocreaceae
Source: RefSeq, a predicted model, not a curated record